Molecule: messenger RNA, 5552 nt
Organism: Anopheles gambiae (African malaria mosquito)
Lineage: Eukaryota; Metazoa; Arthropoda; Insecta; Diptera; Culicidae
Gene: TTLL4B
Product: tubulin monoglutamylase TTLL4
Exons: 7
Coding region: 837-4745 (1302 amino acids)
Biological process (GO): microtubule cytoskeleton organization; protein polyglutamylation
Cellular component (GO): cilium
Molecular function (GO): tubulin binding; tubulin-glutamic acid ligase activity
Source: RefSeq, a predicted model, not a curated record
AGUCAGUCUCGCCGUGGUCGUCGCGAUAGUUGCAGGUCGUCGUCGUCGUCGUGGUGUCGCGUUCGUUAGUUAGGGAAGUGAUACACAGGUCCGCUUCGAAAGUGCACUUCGUGUCAUUAUUUUUUUUGGAUCGGAAAGAAAUACUUUUUGCAGAGCGUGGAGAAGCGUAUUUUGGAUAAUGAUAAGCGGGGGCAACUGGGAAGCCCUUUGCUCUAAACCCUUUGCAAAAUUUUAAUUAAAUUAUAGUGCUGUGAAGUGCGACGCGACGGGGGGGCGAGUUCAGUUAAGGGGAAAAGCCUGCUGGACAGAGAGAUAUUAUAGUUCUAGUUGAAGCAAAGCGAAGGAAGAAAAAUAAAGAAGAAAAUGGAGCUGUUUUAAAGUGGAUAAACGUAGCAAAUGUAUUUUUAGCUGUUUUUAAAACGCGUGUAAUUGAAACGUUGAAGUACUCAAAACUACAAAACUUUACAAUGUGCACAACUCCGUAAUACAAGACAAUUAGAGCUUCUGGCAGAGAAAGUGUUGCUAAUCUUACGGUUUAAUAUAGAGAGGAAUAGAAGGAACAAAUCACGCCCCUUAUCCAGCGAUAAAAUCUUCAACCAUCCCCAAAACUCUUCCCACCGUUUUAAUGUUGGUGGUGCUCCGUGUUUGGCAGUGAAAUAGUGUCACCAAUAAAGUGUAUCCUUGCCCCCAUUUACGUUACGCUGCUGCACUUACUUGCAGUCGCGAGCAGUGUGCCUGUUCCGGUUAAAGCAAAGCCGAAACCGCCCCAUCCGUAGUCGUCCUCUUAAGGGAGCGUGAAAAUCUGCCACAAGAAGUAAAGCAAGAGGCGUUAAACGAUGGCUUGUCACGCGAAUCUGUCCUGCGUUUGCACCUACAUAACAACUAAAUUUGCCACCAUAAUGGACUUCAAACAGAACGGGUCGCCAACGGCAUCAGCAGCAGCAAGUUCCUCCCAACAGCAACAACCGCUCGUCGGUGGCGUUCUGUACGGUAGCGAUGCGCGCAACGGAAGCUCCACCGUUCGCUUGCAAUCCCUAAAGCAAAACCAGCUGACGGGGCCAAACCCUUCCUCGACCGCCGGUCCACCGCUGCGCCGAAGAUGUCGCAGCGAAAGUCUUCCAAUGGCACCGCUCCUGUACGGUUCGGCGGACCAGCAGCAAAGCCGAUCGAAAAAGAGCACCCUCCAAGGUCACGGCCACCAUCCUGCGCACCUCAGUAGCCAACAUAGGCAAAAGUUCGCCCCGGGGCAGGAUCAUCAUCCUGCCGGCGGACCGGGCGGCCUGUACAUCGAAUCGUUCGCCCUGCAGCAGCAACCACACCCGGGCAACCGGAAAGUUCCACUGCCACUAGCGACCCACGAACUGCUGCCCACGAUCGCAACGAGCGCUUCCAAUGCUAUCGGCAGCAACGGGCAGCAGCAGCAGGCGAAGGAAAACGUCGCACAAAACCAUCUGUACGGGGCGGGCGUGAACGCGAAGGAUGUGUACAUGAGCGAGCUGGACGGGCUGCGGAAGGAUCGGCGCAACGGGGGCUACUACGUGCCAAACGAGCUGCAGCUCGAGUCGCGCUUCGCGCGCAACCUCGAGGCCAACUUUGCCACGCGCGCCACCAUACUGGAGCGCAGCAGCGGGCGGAAGCUGCGCGCCCGGAGCGAAUCGGAACCGCAGGAGUUUAUGUACCACAGUGCCCACAGGAACGGUGCCGGCUUCAGUGCCGGCGGCGGCGGCGGUAGCAGCUUGCUCGCGGGCCAGCGCACGGCCGGCCACCACCAUCACCAUCACCUUCAUCACCUUCGACACAGUAGAGAUAACACACUGAAACGAACUCGUGACACCAUCUCGCCAACACUCGAAGCGGACGAAUCGUACGCCAUGCUAACAGGCGAGGAGGACACGGCCCUCGGUAGCGAAGCGUCUUUAUCGUCUUCAGCAGUCAUCACGUGCGUACCGGUGCACUGUCCGAAAGAUUCACCUCCCUCAAAAAUGGUAAACGCAGCCGACGAGAUGGAUGUUAGCGGUGAUCAUGUGCUAUCCUCGAGCAGAACCGUUGCCGACCAGCAGCAGCGUGUCAAACCGGCAAAGAUCCUGACCGGCACUGCCACCGGCCAGUCCCGAACGGCCAAAGUAACCGUGCGAGCGAACCGUGUCGGCAUUAACAGGCUAAAGCCCAAACUAGCCAGCACACUGACCAGCACCGGCGUGGUCGGCACGUCCGUCCCGGGCGAAACGAAACGCAAAUCGGCCUCCCCGCAGCCGCAAGCAAAGGGCACCGCCGGUUCCUCCAUCAUUGGCGUGGUGCACAAUACGGGCAGCUCGUCGCCGACACCGUCCGGCGUUUCGGUCGGCACGAGCGGCGGCGAAUCGGUCCACACGCAGGACCUCGACGCGGAAACGAUCGACCAGUCGGAUGCGGGCGAUGAUGACGAUCUGGACGACGAGUGUAACGGGGAGGAUGACGAUCUCGACGACGAGAUCGCGAUCAGCGGCGACGAGGUGCUGGACGACUCGCUGACCGACUCGGAGGAUAACUAUCGGUCGUAUCUGGCCGCGGCCUACCAGAAGCCAAAGUCCCACUCGGGCUCGCCGUCGCCGUCGCUCGGCAACAGGGCGCCGGCCGUUACGUCGAUCGGCAGUGUCGUGGGCGGGUACGCACCGGCCGGUCCGCUCGCACCGAGCCUGUUUCCCUACGUCCCCCCCUACCUGACGUUUGCGACGCACGAGGAGAAGGGCCCGCCGAUGCCGCCCGCCAUUCACAAGGUGUUGAAGUGGAAGCUGACGCUCAUCACACCGAUCGUCGUGCGCAAGGUGCUGCUAAACAGUGGCUUUAGGUUAUUGAAAAAAACGAACGACUGGAUCGGCAUCUGGGGCCGGCACAUGAAGAGCACGCUGUUCAAGACGCUGCGACCGUACCAGAAGUUUAACCACCUGCCCGGCAGCUUCCAGAUCGGGCGGAAGGACCGGGUGUGGCGCAACCUGCAGACGCAGAUGAACCGCCACGGCAAGAAGGAGUUCGGUUUCAUGCCCCGCACCUACAUCAUACCUCAGGACUUGAAGAUGCUGCGCCAGAUGUGGCCCCGGUACAACCAGCGCAACUGCAAGUGGAUCAUCAAGCCGCCGGCGUCGGCCCGCGGCACCGGCAUCAAGGUGGUGAACCGCUGGUCGCAAAUACCGAAGCGGAAGCCGCUGAUCGUGCAGCGGUACAUCGAGCGGCCGCUGCUGAUCAACGGCAGCAAGUUCGACCUGCGCCUGUACGUGCUGGUCACGUCGAUGAACCCGCUGCGGGUGUACAUGCACACGGACGGGUUGGCCCGGUUCGCGUCGGUCAAGUACAGCGAGAAGUCGGAAACGCUCAGCGACCGGUACAUGCAUUUAACGAACUACAGUAUUAACAAGCUGUCGAACAACUACGCCCAGAACGAGGAUGCGGACGCGUGCCAGGGCCACAAGUGGACGAUCAAGUCGCUGUGGUCGUACUUUGCCGAGCAGGGCAUCAAUGUCGACCGGCUGUGGGGGGCACUGCGCAAUCUCGUCCUGCGCACGGUGCUGGCCGGCGAGGGCUCGAUACACGCGAUGUCGAAGGUGAACGUGGGCAGCAAGUACAACUGCUACGAGCUGUUCGGCAUCGAUGUGCUGCUCGACUCGGAGCUGGUGCCGUGGCUGCUCGAGGUGAACAUUUCCCCCUCGCUGCAUUCGGCAUCGUCGCUGGAUCUGUGUGUGAAGGGGCCGCUGGUGAAGGCGCUGCUUAACACGGUGAUGUAUCAGGUUCCCCCGAGAAUACCGAUGGCAGAGCAGAAGGAGAUACUGAAGGAGCAGGGACUGGAGGGCCCGCUCUGCUUCGACAAGCGCAUCUACACGACGGGAUUGUCUAAGACCGAAAGACUGAAACACACCCAAUUCAUCCAGAAGGACAUGGCGCGGGAAGAUUAUCUCAACACCAUACUGGAAGAGCUAACGCCCGACGAUGUGCGCUGCCUGCUGCUGACGGAGGACGAGCUGGCGCGCAGUGCUCCGCUGGAGCGAAUCCUGCCGGCCCCGAACAGCUACCGGUACAUUGGGUUUACCGAGAAUCCUCGGUACUACAACCGGCUGCUCGACGCCUGGGAGCACCGGUACGGCCAUAACCGGUCGGAGGGUAUCGCACUGCUGCAGUCACUCUGUGAGCGAAAGGUGCACCUGCAGGUACCGCCCAGCACGCUAAAGAAGGACUGCAACAAUAAACCACAAACGGAUAGUACAAACAGCGAGAACGGCUCGCAGGACAGUGGCAUCCACACGGAGCAGACCAGCCUGUCCGAGCUGCCGUCCCAGGAGUCGUCCUCAAUGUACCAGUCGCAGGAAUCGAUCGACCAGCUGCCAGAGGAUACGCCCCGCCGCAAGCCGAUCACGACGGCCUCCGUGACAACCACCACCCCCAACGGUACAGCUGAACCGCCGGCGACCGCGACCGACGAACCGCCAUCAUCGCUCGUCGUCACCGCGCAGCCCAUUGUAAUCCGUGCCAUUUAUCCACCGGGUAGCAACAAUCUGCUCAGCACCCAGACGAUAGAGGUUCCGGUCGCGGUCCUGGCACCGGCCGCCGAACCGACCGGUGCAUCGCGCGACCCGGCACCGACGAUCGAGGGUGACAACGGUAACGACGGCAUUCGGUUGGGUGACAAAAUUAAGCAAAUCCUAGACGACGCGUUGCUGCUGAAGCAACAAGAGUGUGGCGGCGAUACGGAAAACACGAUAAUCGUACAGGAAUAGUGGUGUACUACAACACCCACCCGGGGGGCGGGUGUAGUAGCAAUGGAUGGGGACUCCCGUUCAGUUCGAAAUAGAAAUAGUUUGCAUGCUUGUUAAACACAUACACACACACACACUCUGUGUUCAAAAAAUCAUUGUUCUCUCCUUUGACUGUAGGCGAUCUUGCUCUUCUGCCCAUGAUGUACAAGGGUGUGCGGUGUGUACUCACCCGUUGCCCUUGUUCGGGGUGUGUUCGCUGUCGAUGUAAUAAUGGGCCAGUUUAUACAAAUUGUGAUCAGUAAGGUGUUUUCUAAUAAUAGUAGCGUGAAUCUGCCUAUAAACUUAUCUACUAAAAACGAUUUUAUGAGAAAAGAAAACGCAAAGCCCUCCCCCCAACAAACUCUACUUUCCACGUUCGCGACGCGUGGUUCAAUGCUGCACUCGAUCGAGGAGGGAGCGACAAGGUAGGAAAGAAGCAAAACCCCAAGUAGGCUAAAUUAAAAACGGGCUGUAGCGUGCGACAACCGACAUGUGUGCGUGUGUGUAUGUCUGGUUGUUAAAAUAUUCAAACUUAAGCGAUUGAUAGUAAUUGGCAGUCACUCCGAAGGGUGACUGUGUCGUCCCCCCUUACUUAGUGACACACGCGCUAAGGUAAACUGUGGACUCGUGUGUUAGAUGUUAGACGAUCGCGUGAUGUCGUGAUUUAGAAGGAUACACACAACUCAAAACAAAAACGAAAGUAAAGACACAGGAUGGUAAAACUUGGUUAAUGUUACUAGGAAGCGAUUGAAAACAAACAAACAAACAAACACAUUGAUUGAAACUAGA